UGAGACGCACAGCGAAAUCGACGGAGCGGGAGUGUUAGUGCCUAAAUUUCCGUGUGAAAAAGAGCUUAUUCACUCCGUCAGUGGUUUCAAACCGUGCAAUUUUGGCCAAAGUAGUGAAAUUAUCUUGCAAAUCUGUUCGCACACUUCGAAUCCAGCUUUUUCCAACGAUUUUUCCCAUCGGGAUAUUUCGACCCUUUUGCGCGGUGACUUCGUUGUGUGCGUUGUAAACAAAUCCACCAACACCAACGUCGUCGAGCAAACCCCCCACGGCAACUGUCAAAACGGAGUCACCCUGUGCUGCUGCUGCUGCUCAAACGCCUUCAAACGUGUCAGACGUCGCGAGCGAAUUUUCCCAUUUACAAAAAAAAAGUGUUGUUCAAAAACAAGUAGCUUUUUGGAAGUUGUAAAAAGUAGUAAUUUUCGACACUGUGUUUUUGGGGUGCGUCGCGGAGUGAAACUUCGUUUGCCGCGCGAGUGUCUGCCGGAAGUGGUCCGUUCCGGGAGGGUACUUUUCGGCCCCGCAGAGGAUGCAAUCGCCAUUUUUGGACGUGUUCACGCAAUCUUGUUUGGGAAAAUUUUAGUGCAUAAAGUGGCCUGGCUGGCGGAAACCCCUUUUUGCGGGCGCUGUGUGGAAAAUUUGAGACAUUUUGGUAUUUCGCAAUGAAUUGAACUAGUGUCGUUGCAGCUAUCAGGAAGAAGUUUGAAGUGAGUGUUUGCAGGUUAACGGAAAAAGGAAGAAGUAGAAAAAAAAUUACAUUGUCCAAUCAUGGGAGUGCUUUAGGAAAUAACCAAAAUCAAAUCGUAGGCGCGAGUUUCGCUUCAGAAGGAAGAAGUAAUUUGUGCGCGAGUGUUUGUGUGUGAAGCAAAGUGCAAACCAGGUACCAGCCCAACCAUGAGUCGUAAUCGGGCCAAAACGGGCGCGACAUCGUCCAAGAAGCAACACGAAAGUGGCUUUUACGAGCAGCAACAGUCCUCGUCAAACUCGCUGAUGCGGGAACUGAAAAUCUCCGGCUCCGGCAAGGCGUCCACCUCGGCCGCGGCCGGUCGGCAUCAGCAUCAACAGCACCGUGUGACCUCCAAGACUACGGACUACGCGGCGUACUACGAGAAUUUGAAGUUUUACCAGCAGCAGGCGGAUCAGCAGCCGAAGCGCAAGGGCGCGUGCGACAUCGAACCGCCCGAUCUGAUCAAUCAGAUUGUGGCCGAUCAGCUGCAGGCGGCCGCCGCCCGGAAGAAGCAACAGCAGGAGCAGCAGCAUGCGGUUGUGACCAGCUCGAGCAGCCACAACAGCAAGUACCACCAGGUACGCGAGGCGGCCGUCAUCAUCGACUCGGAAGAGUCGGAUGCCGGAGCGGCCAGCGGCAACGACAGCGCCAGUGAUGGGGAGUCGCAUCCGGCUGCGGCGCGGUUGCAUCACCACCACCAUCAGCAGCAGAAACAGAAACACGGAAACGGUGGACGCCAGGUCGUGGAGGAAGAGGACGAUGAGGAUGAAGAGGAAGAGGAGGAAGACGAGGAAGAGGGGGGAGUGGAACCGACGGUGGCGCCGCCCAAGGAAGAUUCGCUCAAGAAGCGAAACGAAAAGAGCACCAGCAGCGUCAUCUACAACGGGACCAUCGUCGACAAGGAUGGGCUGGAGAUGAUCAAGAUCUCCACCAUCAACACCAAAGUAAAACUAUGCGAAGACGACAAAGUGAGCAUAGACGACUUCAAACUACUCAAAGUGCUGGGCACCGGUGCGUACGGCAAGGUCUUCCUGGUGCGCAAGAUCGGCGGCGUCGACGACAACAAGCUGUACGCGAUGAAGGUGCUGAAAAAGUCCACCAUCUGCCAGAAGAAGAAAACGGCCGAGCACACCAAAACCGAGCGGCAGGUCCUCGAGUCGAUCGAGCGCUCGCCGUUCCUGGUGACGAUGCACUACGCCUUCCAGACGGACUCCAAGCUGCACAUCAUCCUGGACUACGUGAGCGGGGGCGAACUGUUUACGCAUCUGUACAACAAGGAGCACUUUACCGAGGACGAGGUCCGGAUCUACAUCGCCGAGAUCAUCGUGGCGCUCGAGCAGCUGCACAAGCUGGGCAUCAUCUACCGGGACAUCAAGCUGGAGAACAUCCUGAUCGACGCGAACGGCCACAUCGUGCUGACCGACUUUGGGCUGUCCCGCGAGUUGGUGUUUGAGAACGAACGGGCGCACAGCUUUUGCGGCACGAUCGAGUACAUGGCGCCGGAGAUUGUCAAGUCGAACCAAAACGGACACGACGCGUCCGUCGACUGGUGGUCCGUGGGAGUGCUCACGUUCGAGCUGCUCACCGGCAGUUCUCCGUUCAGCUCGGAGGAACCGGCCACGCAGACGGAGAUUUCCAAAAAGAUCACCAACACCGAGGCGGUCAUUCCGGAGCAUCUUUCCCGCGAGGCGAAAGACUUCAUCCGGAAGCUGCUGGUCAAGGACCCCCGGCGGAGACUGGGUGGUGGCACCGCGGACGCGUCCGAGCUCAAGUCCCACUCGUUCUUCAAGAGCAUCAACUGGCGCCAGCUGGCGGAGAAGAAGAUUGCCGCCCCGUUCAAACCGGUCAUCGAGGACGAGCUGGACACGAACAACUUCAGUGACGAAUUUACCCGCCAAACGCCCGUCGACUCACCCGCGUCCGCGCCACCCAACUCGGAGCGACUGUUUCGAGGAUAUUCAUACGUUUCAUCCAGCUUACUAUCGAGUAAAGUCGUCGAUAGAAACAAAUACAUGAGGCACAAGAAUACUCGGCCCCAGGAGGCGUCCAUCCGGCGGCACACCAGCAAGAGCUCUCCGUUCUUCAAAAAGUACGAACUAACGUCGGACCGUGCCAUCGGCGAUGGACUGUACUCGACGUGUCUCAAGUGCCGCCGGUUGUCCUCGUCGUCGUCAUCCUCUUCCAGCAGUUCAAAUGGCCACCACAGCAGCAGCAGUAGUAGUAGCAGUUACUACGCAGUCAAGAUCGUGUUCAACCACGCCGAAACGGCAACGCUGAUGCGGCAAGAGGUGGAAGCGCUGAAGGCGUGCCAGGGCCAGGCGAACGUGGUCAAGUUUGUGGAGGUUCUGAAGGAUUCGCACCACAUCUAUCUGGUGCUGGAACUGCUGAACGGGGGCGAGCUGCUCCGGCGGAUAAACCAAACGCGGAGCUUUACCGAGAGUCAGGCGCGGCAUUACUUCCGACAGAUGGCGGAAGCGGUCUCGUGGAUGCACCAGCGUGGUUACGCCCACUGUGAUCUCAAGCCGGAGAAUAUGCUGUUUGAUGGUCCGAGCUCGGAGCAUUUGAAGGUGAUUGACUUUGGCUUUGCGAAGAGCAUAGAGAACAACAACUGCCUGCCGCCGGCUGGAACUAUUGGGUACGCAGCGCCGGAAGUGUUCGAGGGCCGAUCGUACGCGCUGGAAUCCAGCGACCUGUGGUCACUCGGAGUGGUGCUGUACACGAUGCUGUGCGGACAGGCGCCGUUCACGCCGCGGCAAUUCUUCGGUCACUCGAAUCUGGCGUCGUCCGCGAAGCAGAUGGAAAUCAUCAUGAGCAAGAUCCAGCGAGGUUCGUUCGACCUGGAAUCGUCGACGUGGGUGUGCGUCAGUGAAGAGGCCAAAGACUUGGUGCGGCGUCUGCUGUCGGUGGACCCGGACCGGCGGAUAACGAUGGAGCAGCUGCUCGUGCACGACUGGCUGGAUCUGAGUCGAACGGCCGGAGUGAGACGACAGUUGAAGCUGGUUUACGCCCAGCAAACGCUGCGCCAGCUCGAAGCCAACGUCCAGAACACGUACGAGGCAUUUAAGCGAUCCGAGGACGAUGGUUUCCGACUGCGAGAAGUCCGACGACCCAGCACGGCCAGCCAACGGCGCACAAACGGCACCGCCAAGUCGAAAAAGUCCACCGAAAGUCAGUACAGCAGCUCGAUGGAGGAGAGCACCUCGAGCGGAAUCGGCCGCAGCAAGUCCAGCAAGAGCAGCUCCAUCUCGGCGGAUGGCGCCCAGCAGCGAACCAUCAGCGUGUCGACCAACAACUCCGAGGAGGUGGUGGUGAUUGACGAGGAAGGUGACGACAGUGACCCCUGUGUUGAGGACAAACCUGCUACGGCUAGCACUGCCGAAAGCAACAACAACGACGUCAAACGGCAGGAGGCGGAAGCAGUGGAGGAAGAGGAGGAAGAGGAAGAGGAAGACGAAGUGGACGAAUUUCUGGUGGACCAAAUCCUGAACGACGUUGAGGAUGUCGUCGAGGAACAGCAGCAGCAGCAGCAAGAACAGGAACAGGAAGCUCAGGUCAAGCCAAUUGACGACGAAGACGACGCCGAGCGGAGACGAAGCGCGUCGUGCGGUAGCGAAACGAGCAGCAGUACGGUUCCGUUAGCGGCAGUGGAACCGGAAGUGGAGCCAGAAGUCGAAGAGGAAGAGGAGGAAGACGAGCCAGAACCAGUGGAGCAGCCAAACGACUCGAUCGACCUGGACGACAGCUUCGAGCACAACAUUUCGUCCUGUUCGGACGAAUCGCUUGUGGCCGGACUGCGCGCCUCCAUCGACGCCGAGCUGACCGAGAUCGGGUUCGAAGACUUUUUCAUCUUCCGCGGGUUCGACGAGACGGAGCUGGAACCGAUCCCGGCGCUGCCAACCCUCGCGACCGCCACCAAGACCACCCUCAACUUUACCAUCAGCAAGCUGCGGAAACGAAAGGUGGACGCCGCCCUGGUGCUGGAGGUGCCGCUGCGGAAGCCCAAACGGAUGCGUCCGGCGGUCAACUACGUGUACUAGAGUGUUUGGUUCUCGUACUUUUUCCCCUUCUUUUUUUCCUACUCUUACUAUUAUCACGCUUGGAUAUUUAUGCGCAACACAAACUCACAUUUAUUUGCUACGAUCUUUACUUGUAACAUCUUUUUCCCAACCCUUUAAUUUUAAAACCAUCUCGGUACUCUCGACACAUCUCUUGCAGCAAAGAGAGAGGGAGAGAGGGAGACGACUCUGGUAAUAAGGUAAAAAACAAACAAACAAAACCGUUAAGUGCACUUAUUAGACUUGUUAUUAUAUACAUAGUAGAACAACAACAGAGAGGACAGAGGCAGUGAGAGAGAGAGAGACACAAACCGGAAAAUGCACCAAUUGAACUAUAUUGAUUACUACACUGGACAGUAAAACACACACACACACAACAGUAAUAACAAAAUAAACGUUAAACAACAAAAACAAAGCAAUGCGUGAGCGCGCGCUGUGGUUGAUCUCUUUACUCAAACGGUCGGAAGUGUAGUUAGCAGGCAGCAAAAAUGGUGGAACAAAUCAAAGAUCCGGUUUCCGACGAAAAUCACAUCAUCAUUUCGCAUUUGGCUUUUAUUUAUUUCAUUAUCGUUUUUUCGUAUUUUCGAUGGGGGUUGGGCAUUCGAAAGAUUUAGACUCAAGUCAGAGUAACUUAAUCUUCCUCAAUAUAUCACAAUUUUCAAUGGUUUUUAAACGAAAAUAUUGUUGAGAGACGACGACAGUACGAUUUUCGCCAUUAUUUUUCGAUAGUUCGUAAUUUUGAACUUAUCAAAACAAACGAUUUCCAACAAAAUUUCACUACUUUAUUGGCGACUUCAUAAAUGUAAUCACCAUUUGCAACAUUUGUAAACUAAUCAAUUCCAAACAGUUGAAUUUAAAAAAAAACAUAUUUAAGUUUUGACAUUAUCCGAGGUCACUUUACGACGACAUCGGAUAAUCAAGUCUAGACUGUACCAAGUGACAAGAAAAGUGGAGCAUGUAUCGCUUAAAGGUUUUUGAGAAGGCGAAUCUUCUAGUGUUCUUAUUUCUAAAGUAGGUAUUAGACUACGACAAAAAAAAAACUCGCAAAUGCAGGCAAACAUAAAAACUUCCAAAUCGUCAAAAAGUGCGAGUUUUUUUUGUUUGUUUGUCAUAGUCUAAUGCCUGCUUAAGGAUAGAUUGUCAUAACUCGGGUUAGUAAAUAUUCACGCUAUCAUCUAUCCGUCCCUCUUUUUCUAAUCAAAGCUGAGGAGAAAAAGGGAUGGCAAGACAUCAGCUUGAAAAUUCACUAUGCCUAGUCAUUAUCUUUUGAAUUAUUUUUCAAUCUUUUGAGUAAUUCGUCCCGAAUUUCGGAAAUAGUUUUUAUUGGUAUUUUUUAUAUGGCUCCUCAGACUUUAGGUGGCCUUCCCUAUUACCAAAAAAGCUAAUUUGUGUCAUUGGUUCACUUAUACAAGGUUCUAUACAAUUUUGCUAUUCAGAAAAAAUAACGAUUUUUCACAAAAAAAAAACAAUUUCAAAAGUUUUUUUAAAUUGUGUAAGUAUUUUUGCUGAAAAUAUUUGUUUCAUAAAGUUCUGAAAAUUUCCUAUUAUUGAUAGAAUACACAUUUUUGUUAUUGCGCAUUUCCCAAUAACUUGAACUUCGCACUAAAUUAUUGCGUUUUAGUUAAGGAGGUAUUAGUCUGUGAAAGACAAACAAACUGGCACUUUUUUGACAGUUUGCCUGCAUUUGAUUGCAAAAACGUCAGGCUGCAUUCAUUUGGCUUUGUUUGUUGUUUGUUCGUCACAGUCGAAUACCUCCUUUAGAGAGAAGACAUCCCAAAUCAAAAAUACCAAUCGACGCACGCAAACUAUUUUUGCACUGUAGCGACUUAUUAUACUGGCUUGGGAAUUUUUUUAAACAUCCUACAAAAUUAUCACAGCAAGCCGAGGUUGCUCGCUUGUUUUUAGCUAUCAAGCGCAAUUUUAAAGUGCGAAAGUCUGGUUUGGUGGAAACUGCGACAGAAAAUGUAAAUAAAUAACAACUGGUUGCCUCAAGGGUUGCCUAGUUAUUCGAAAUCUUGUUGUUAAAAGUUUGAACAAAAAUGCCGCAAAAUCAAAGUUACAUUGCAAGAAUCAAUUAAUAACCCGAGAAAAAUGUAUGUAUACUUCUCUAGUUCUUUUAAAAAAUAUCAACAAAUAUUAAAAAAAAGGAUUAUUGGGAAUAGAUUUUAUGUAAAAAAAUCAUUUAGAAAUCGCCAAAAAAAAUCCUUGUACCUAUUUUUUGUGAACAGUCUUUUUCAAUACAAACAACUUUUCCGAAGACACCAAUACGAUCAAAAAAUGUCUCCAAAGAUACAGAUUUUUCACAUAAUAACUUUUUUGGUCAUUGGGUAGGCCGAAUUUUGUUGGAAUCACCAGAUUUUAAAUUUUUCUAUUGUGAAUUAUCGAAAAUUGUCGGCAAAAAAAUCAUCGCUGAUUAAAUCACCCAUGAUUGAUAACGAAAAUGUGAUCGUCAUCGGUAAUAAUUUGGAACAAACUUGCUUUUAACGUUUUAAGAAGAUCAAAGACGUUAGGAAAAAUGUAUUUACAGAAGCUUAUUACUAACUUUUGAACGCUCACCCAAACUCUCUCUCUUCAUACAAAGUGGCAUUAUUUUCGUUGACUGUUUUGUUCAACUACUUUUUGAUUAUACAUUUUCACCCCAUCGUCAUCAGGAAGAAAUCGCAAAGGUAGGCCUUCGGAAGGAAUAUGCCUUAAACCAUAUCAGCUACGCGCUGCCCCACAGCAUCAAGUCACACUCUCUGAUGGCAAACCCCAAAACUGCACCACAGGAAUGGAAGAAACACAAAAAAAUAGUCGAAUAAUUUGCAAACAUUUCGGAUAGCGCAGAAAAAAAGGAAGUGACACGUUAAAGUGAGUGUAUUUUUUUUUUGUAAAUAGUAGAGAAAAAAAAACCAACAAAAUAAUCCCUGCAAUCGUAGACAGCAACAAAACAAAAAAGAAUAAAAUUUAAAUAAAUUAAAGAAAAUAAAAAAGGGAUGCCAAUUUGCGCUCCUUGAGAGAGACCAAUGUAGCGUUUAAGUAGAAAGUAUGUGUUCCACAAAGUAAAACAACAACAAAACAAACAAAAAAAAACAUCUAUGAAUAGAACGAUUUUUUAAAGUACAUUUUUUACCGUAUCUUUUGUUUUCGUGCAAGGUGUAGGCAAAGAGCAAUGCAAACGUGUCCGCGCGCGUGUGUGUGUGUGUGUGUGAAUUUAAAUUAGCGUGUUGAGAAAGUGUGCGUCGUGAAAGAGUGUGAAUUGGUUUUAGGAAAAUUUGCCGGUUGCGGGCGUCGAGACGAUGGUUAUCUCAGAAACAGUAAGGAAAGGAUAGUUAAUCGUAGGAUUAGGACAAACAACAGUACUAAUAUUAUAACAUAAUACAAAAAAAACAGCAACAACAAAAAUAUCACUUAUAAGACACACAUGGAAACCAUAUGUAACAAUUUAUAAAACAAACCACAUUUGUGUGUAUCAUAAUUCUCACUGGAAAGAGGAAUGAUAUCGUUAGUUAGUUGAAUUGAUUAGGGUGAGCAGCGUGGAAAUUAAACAAAGUAAGGAAAACAAAAAUCUAGUAAAGUAAAACAAAAAAAAAGAGAAUAAAAAAAUCAUAGAAAUAAUUUUAACCAACGAGAGAAGUGGACAACUGGCUACUUUAUCCUUGUGUAAUCAUUUUAGCUGUAUAUUCUAAACAAUUAAUUAGCAAAAAAACGAACUCAAACCAGACAACAAGAAAAGAAAGCAUCAAAACCGUAUGAACAAGCAUCUCUAGGCAAGACGGAAAACACGAUUAAUUAAAUUACGCCGGACGAACUAGACUUUUACAAACAUAAACAAACAAACAAACAUUUAUGAACUAGCGUAAAAUAAUUGAAUAAUUGUUUUUUAGUUGAUUGCCGUUGUUUUUUCUUUUGUUUCUUGCUUAGUUUUAUUGCACAUACUGAAACCAACUGCAACUCCCUAUAGUACAUCUUGUUUACUUGUGUCCUAGUUAAUACAAAUCUAUUGAUUGUCGAAACGCGUGUGUGGGACAACUGCAUGCAUGGGAAGCAAACAAUAUUAUUUAAACAUUGCGAAGAAGAAAAAAGAACAACAAAUUAUGAAAAUAAAAUUUCGGAUAUGAAAAUAGCA
Culex pipiens pallens (northern house mosquito) is the source of this 8888-nucleotide messenger RNA. RefSeq names its product ribosomal protein S6 kinase alpha-5. Gene Ontology annotation, biological process: regulation of DNA-templated transcription; protein phosphorylation. Gene Ontology annotation, molecular function: ATP binding; protein serine/threonine kinase activity. The record is from RefSeq and is a predicted model, not a curated record. The coding region runs from base 893 to 4762 and encodes 1289 amino acids. NCBI's taxonomy places the organism in Eukaryota, Metazoa, Arthropoda, Insecta, Diptera, Culicidae. The transcript is spliced from 8 exons.